UUUUUUCAAUAUUUCUAGAUUUUUGACAAGAGAAGACAAUCAACUGCAAUAUAGGUCAGUGGUUUUCCCUGUGAGCACGUGUUUCAAAAUGGCGGCCGCCGAAGAAGCAUCCGAAUUGAAGCGAAUGUCUUGCCAUGAUUUUCGCGAAUUUAAGGAAGCAUUAAAGGUUUUACGCUUGAUAGACGACAAGAUUAUCUACAAGCUUAACACUAGUGUGCCUACAGCUUCUUUUGAGGGCGAAGUAAAUGCAGAGAAACGGUGCCGAGACUUGUAUGGUGAAUUGUUACAAGGGUAUUCAUCUAGAGAGAGUGCCAUCAAAGGCUGUAUUCACGAGGUAUCAAACAACAUCAGAGAUCUACGUGAAAAGAGAGAGCAAGAUCCAGACAGUAAUGAGUUCUCAAAGAAGCUAAGGAAUGAACAGACCAUGUUAAGGCUGAUGCAGUCAGAGUUGCUAGUAGAGGAAGUAGUAAAAGAACGCAGUCUAAAGGUUUUUAACGAGCGCUGUUGGAAGUCCUUCAAGCCACCUCAAUGACGACAAUGCUAAAGCCCAUUGUAAGCCCUGGUGAAAUAAAAACCUUGAGGCCCCACUUGGCUUUUGUUUGGCCAGGGCUUUAGACUAGCCAUGUAGGACAUUUGUCAAACUGUAAAUUAGCCUGCAAAGUAGAUUCUUGAAGGGAAACUGCUAUGCCAGCUACAGAGCUUGUGGUAUCAAACUUGCAAUCAACUACCUCCAAUAUUCUAUUUGCAAUUAAAGCCGCAUUGUCACCAGUUUACGUCUGAAGGGCCGACGGAAACCUCACUAUUAAAUAAGCCAUCUGCUGUAAAUUAUCAGUCACAUCUUCAGAGAAACUUUCAAUGGACACACUGCUGUCACAAUUUUGAAAUAUUUUUUGCAUUUUCCGUUAAAAAUCAUUGUCACCAGUAAAAUGUACCGGUAUGUGGGUAAAUCUCAAAUAUAUAGGAAUAUUUGGUAUAGCAAUAUUCUCAAUAUUAUUGCCAGACAGGAGAAGAAUGCUUCCUAUAAUUGCAGUAUAAUGGUAUCUAGGAACUCAUAGUUACUUCAAGUUAUUGGGGUUUGAGUUAGCCAAGAGUUCAGCUUAUCAGAGUUCCUCUAUGAGCAAAAUUAGCACCAAACUUCAUAUAUUUUGUCAUUUGGUUGGAGGCAGUUGAUUGCGUAGUGUUUUGACAAUUUUCUGUAUCAUCAAUAACAUGGAAAUAAAUUUUAUAUGUAAAGAACUGGAA
Molecule: messenger RNA, 1242 nt
Organism: Nematostella vectensis (starlet sea anemone)
Lineage: Eukaryota; Metazoa; Cnidaria; Anthozoa; Actiniaria; Edwardsiidae
Product: protein MIX23
Exons: 5
Coding region: 89-532 (147 amino acids)
Cellular component (GO): mitochondrion; mitochondrial intermembrane space
Source: RefSeq, a predicted model, not a curated record